ACCCGCAGUAACAUUGCUAAAUAUGGGUAUGUGACCAAUAAAAUUAGAUUUUGAGUGCCAUUUCUGCACACACACCCCUCUGGGCUGUUUGAACUCAGGCGGUGGUCUGCCAGAUGAAGGCCGUUCAAAGCUGACUUCUCUCAGUCCUUCCCAGAGCCUUUGUAGUGUGGAGAAUCAGCAACAGGUGACAUUUAGAGCUGAAAACCACUACCCACGCCUGCCCUUCACCUGAGACAGGACCCACGCUCCUCGUACAGGAGAGAGGUACAACGGAGUGAGAUGGAGAGAAAGCGAGAGAAGAGGAUGUGUAUCGGUGUCCAGUCUGCUGAAGUUGUCUGCUGCCAAUAUGUGAUGUGUGGAUCUCCACUUGGUCUGGAGUGAAACCUUAACAAUCAACUCAGGACCUCAGUCAACCCAGACCAUGUCGGUCCCCCAGGACCUCUUUCCAGACGGCAGUCCCCUGAUUGGAGCAGCGAGGCUGGGGAAGCUUCGCCUCGUUAGGCUGCUCCUGGAGGGGGGUGCCCAGGUCAAUGAGAGAAACCCAGGAGGAGAGACUCCUCUCUUGGCUGCGUGUAAAGCCCUGAGAGGGGAACCCACCGGACCUGGAACCCUGAAACUGCUCAGAUACCUACUAGACAACCAGGCAGACCCUAAUGCCCAGGACCGGUCAGGCCGUACAGCUCUUAUGUAUUCCUGUAUGGAGAGGGCUGGAGCUCAGCUAGCCUCUACUCUCCUCUCAGCUGGAGCUGACCCCAGUAUGGAGGACUACUCUGGAGCUUCAGCUAUGGUCUACGCUAUCAACGCACAGCACCAGCCUACACUACAGGUGCUGCUGGAUGCGUGCCGCGCCAAAGGCCGUGACAUCAUCAUCAUCACUACGGAGAUGGGUGUGAGCGGAGGGCCAGUGACGAGGCGCUACCUAAACGUUCUGCCGUCUCCCGAUGCAUCACCUGUCACCUGCAUGUCACCCUCUGACAUCAUCAUCAAGACGGGUUCACCCAACUCACUUGAGGGAGAGAAUGUGUUCAAUUUCAGAGGAUCAGGUAAGAGGGGGAGUGGCAGCAGCAGCAGAUUCUCCCCAUGUGAGCUGAGUCCAGUGGACCAGUCCUGUAUCCCCCCUCCCAGACAGCGACAGUGGUCUGAACCAUGGCUAGCUAUUCACAAUCUGGCUCGACUUAACAAGGUCUACCAAGAGGGAAGGAGGGAAAGGAAGGUAGAGGAAGAGGGAGGAGAGGAAGGAGGAAAGGGAGAAAAAGGUUGUCUUCAUCACGACUUCAAGAAGGAAAGGAGGGAGAAAGCCGAGCUAGAGGAAGAGGUGAGAGAGGACAAGGAGAGUCGAUCUGUCCAUCUCUACCAUAAGGAGAUCUCUUCCGGGGCCUCUUGUUCUCUCCUCUUUCCCACAGAGGAGCACCUUUCCCAGGCAGCCCAGAGCAGACUGUCUCCUGAGAGGAGGCUAGCCCCUGGAGGUUCCACCUUGGAUUUAUACAAAGAACACCCCAGUACUCAAACUGCUUUACAUUGUAGAGGGGGAUCUAAUCUCAUCGGAUGCGACCCAAUGACCCGGAAGUGCUCCGUGGACAGACUUCCUCCCUGCUCUCCCUCUCGCUGGCAGGGGGCUCGUAGGAACACCCUCCCAUCCUUGACUCCAGCUCCACCCCUUCUUCACCUGCCUCCCCUAUCAUGUUAUGAGUCUCACCUACAGGUCCCGCCCCUUGGCCUACCUGUUGCAGGUUUAGGUAUGGUGUGUCGGACGCAGCUGCCCUCCCCCUCCUCCCCUCUUUCUCCCACUCCCCCCUCUCUUCCCUUUAAAGCAAUAUUUAGACCAGGCUUUCUGCCUCCUCUACCCCUCCCUACCUCCUCUUCCAUUCCUGCUCUCCUUCUCUCCACCUCCUCCUCCUUUGUUCCCCCUCUCCCUCCCUCCAGUGAGAGGUCACCUCGACGUCACUCUAUCCAGCUGGAGCCGCUGAAAGGAGAGGAGGAGGAAUAGAGGAAGAACAGAGACGAGGAGGAAAGGAGGAGCGGGAGUGAGACCCUAUGUUAGCUGUUGUGGUGUAUGUAGUUACUUGUAAUAACCUCUAGAGCAUGCUGGACACUUAUUUAGUGCUUGCUGACCUCAAUGUGUGGAUUCAUAUCUACAGUCUAAAGCAGUGAUCUCCAAUCCAAAGAAUUAGUUGGAAUCAUUUGUUCAUUAGAUAUUUCCUAUUUAUACUGUAUGGAUAAUAAAACCCAUCCUUUA
Messenger RNA from Salmo salar (Atlantic salmon), 2236 nucleotides. Lineage: Eukaryota; Metazoa; Chordata; Actinopteri; Salmoniformes; Salmonidae. The record is from RefSeq and is a predicted model, not a curated record.